CCUUUACCAGGAGAAGCAGAGAGCCUGUGGAGAGAUACAAAAGUCUUGGGCGAAGUAACCAAUACUCUAAGCAAGAGACGGAGAAGAGAUGACUACACAGGCAUUGCAGGCGUUUCGUCAAAACGAGUUGAAGAGCUCGAGG
This is a messenger RNA of Dentiscutata heterogama, 142 nucleotides long. NCBI's taxonomy places the organism in Eukaryota, Fungi, Glomeromycota, Glomeromycetes, Diversisporales, Gigasporaceae. The record is from the annotation of a GenBank genome assembly.